UGUUGGGACCCAUUGUUGGGUUGGACUACUUGUAUUAGCACCACUAUGUUUACCAAAAAUAUUUUACCCAACAACCACCUAUGAAUGUAAUGCAUUUGACUAAUCUUCCUGAAACACCAAAGAAAGUGCAUCACCUCUCAUUAAAUGUAACCUUUAAGAUUCCAGAUUUUCAGUGCUUGCUUCAAAACAUGCCAGACUCUCUUACAGCUCGAAAAACAAUAUGGCUUCCUUUUAUGGAAAAAACACUGCAGUGUGAUGAACAGACUGUUAUCAUUGGACACAGUUCUGGUGCUGCUGCAGCUAUGAGAUAUGCUGAGACACACAGAGUAUACGGUAUUGUAUUGGUAUCUGCAUAUACAUCUGAUCUUGGAGAUGCAAAUGAACAAGAAAGUGGAUAUUUCUGCAGUCCAUGGCAAUGGGAGAAGAUCAAAAGUAAUUGUAACCAUAUUGUUCAGUUUGGUUCAAACGAUGAUCCUUUCCUGCCAUGGUCUGAACAGCAAGAAGUAGCAGAUAGUCUUAAUGCAGAAUUACACCAGUUCUCAAAUAGAGGGCACUUUCAGGAUGAAAAGUUUCCUGAAUUAAUAUCCGUUGUUCAUAAGAUGAUGAAAACAUCUUUAUAGUCAGAAACCUUUUCAUUCAUAUGAGUUGAUUAUUUUUGUUUUGUUCAAUGUGUUAAAUUUUAAAUUCUGAUGAAGCUUGUGGUUUUACUGCAAGAAGUACAUGGCUUGGAAUUCAGAAUAACUAUUUACAUUGUCGAUAAUGAUAAUAAAACACAUUGAUCUGUUACACAAUAA
Chiloscyllium plagiosum (whitespotted bambooshark) is the source of this 794-nucleotide messenger RNA. It is a transcript of the gene rbbp9, whose product is annotated as retinoblastoma binding protein 9. Lineage: Eukaryota; Metazoa; Chordata; Chondrichthyes; Orectolobiformes; Hemiscylliidae. The record is from RefSeq and is a predicted model, not a curated record. Gene Ontology annotation, molecular function: hydrolase activity.